Molecule: messenger RNA, 1082 nt
Organism: Phoenix dactylifera (date palm)
Lineage: Eukaryota; Viridiplantae; Streptophyta; Magnoliopsida; Arecales; Arecaceae
Product: pathogen-associated molecular patterns-induced protein A70-like
Source: RefSeq, a predicted model, not a curated record
GAGCCUUCUCGUCACCUCACCUGCACCGUUCCUUGUUCUUUCGCCUUAUCGCCAUUCUGUCUUACCCACGUGCCCCCCCCACCACGUAUUAAAGUUAAGCCACCGGGCUCGUCCUCCUCAUCGCCUCUGGUCGUCACCUUCCCCUCUCCGGUACUCCGAUUCGCAGCAACGAUGAUGGAAGAAUCGUGGCCGUCGAUGUGGUCCUCCGUACGAGGCUGGUUCUCCCCUACCGUCCUCUUCGUGAUCCUCAAUAUCGUCAUCGGCACCAUCGCCCUCACCUCCAAGACCCUUCGCUCCCACCGCCACCGCGACAACGACGACGACGACGACCACCCCCGUCCGAUUUCCCGCGGCCCCUCCGCCGUCCUCGAACGCCUCCGCUCCGUCGGUCUCUUCCGCUUCCGAUCCGGCGAUUUCCCCCUCGACGCCGCCCCUCCCUCCCCCAAAUCGGAGCCGCCGGCGGCACCCGAUGCUUCCACAGGCGGCGAGCAGCAGCACCACAUCAGCCGGUGCCAGUCGGACCCACAGGAGGCGCCGGGGGAGGAGAAGGAGAAGAAGCUGUCGGGGCGGAUGAAGAAGUCGGCGAGCGAGAAUUCCCCGUUCGCGCACCUCGACGAGGCGGAGAUCGUGCGGGUGCCGGCGGCCGCGAGGAGCCGCGGCCGGGCGGCGCUUGUGGAGGAGGAGGAGGGGGUGGACGCCAGGGCAGACGACUUCAUUAGCCGGUUCAAGGAGCAGCUCAAGCUUCAGCGCCUCGAUUCUAUUCUCAGUUACAAGGAGAUGCUCAAUCGUGGAAAAUAGAAUCAUUUAUUUGAUUUGUUUUCUGUCAAAUUAAUGUAGCUUUUUACCGUAACUACUACGUGUGUGUGCGCGAGAGAGAUCUUGGGUAUAUUCUUUGGUAUCUUUUAGGUUUUAUCAUUUUAUGUUUGGGAAUGUGUUGUUCUUGGGAGGCAAAAUUUUAUAUCAUGUUUAAGUGCUCUAAAACUGGUUAGCCGGCACUGCACAUGCUGUAUGCAUGGGUGCUGUGGUUUCUGUCCAAAAUUACCCAUUUUAAGGGCUUGCUUCCUUUGUUGGACGUUGACUUC